AUGAAGUUCUCCAUCCUCACCGCUACCGCCCUCGCCUCGACGGCUCUCGCCCAGACCUUCCAGCGUCUGGGUGGCUGUCCCCAGCUUGGAUGCAUCUUCCCGCCAGACAAGGCCGAAUUUCUGUCUGGACAGUACUUCGACAUCCGUCUCGAGGUGCACUCGCCCGUCAAUGGAUCUGAGGCCCGUGUUGGAGACCCGGAUGAGAAGUUCACCUUCACCAUCGAGCGCAAGGGACGAGGACACCAGCAGCCCGAGCCUGCCACCAAGUUCUUCAAGACCCAGGAGCCCAAGCUCGAGAAGUGGCAGUUCUCCUGGUACGAGGAUCUCUUUGCCAAAGACGCAAAGAAGCCCUCCGUCGUCAAUGUCGCCUCCAAGGCCUACCGUCGCGUCAGCCUCGACCGCCCCGGUAUGUACGAGGCCGUUCUCACCUAUUACAAUGGCAAGAAGACCACUGCUACCUGGGAGGUCAAGGAGCUGCGCACCCGCCGUCGUGCUAAGAAUGUCAUCCUCUUUAUCGGCGAUGGCAUGACCACCAACAUGAUCACUGCUGCUCGUCUCAUGGCUCAUCAGUCUAUCAACGGCAAGUACCAGACCAAGAUGCAGAUGGACCAGUUCCCCAUCCUCGGCCACCAGAUGACCCAUUCCAUGGACUCCUUCAUCACUGACUCCGCCAACUCUGCUACUGCCCUGUAUUCCGGCCACAAGUCGACCGUCAACGCAUUGAACGUCUACCGUGAUUCCUCCAAGUCUCCCUUUGAUGACCCCAAGUUCGAGACCAUCGCCGAGAUCUUCCGCCGUGUCUACCCCGGCGCCGGCGUUGGCAUCGUCUCUACCGCUCACUUGUCUGACGCCACACCAGCUGCCCUGACCUCCCACACCAGUGACCGUGGCCAGGCCGCUCACGUCAUUGACACCUACUACCACGGCCUUUCCAACUGGACCUGGACUCACUGGGAUGGCCCAGAUGUUCUCUUUGGUGGUGGUGCCGAGGACUUCUUGCCCAAUGAUGACAACAAAAAGCAAAAUUACUAUGAGAUGUUCCAGAAGAAGGGAUACUCUCUCUCGUGGAACGCAACCGCUCUCGCUCACGCCUCCAACGAUGACCGUGCCCUUGGUGUCUUCUCCACCAGCGUCAUGGCGAAGUGGCUCGAUCGUAACGUAUAUAAGGACAACCUUAAGAACAAGAAGAACUACCCCGACGGUUCUAGCAAGGACGCCGAUGACCAACCCGGUCUCAAGGAGAUGACCCUCAAGGCCAUCGACAUUCUUCACACCCGUAACCGCAACAACCGUGAGAGCCGUGGCAAAGGCUUCUUCCUCAUGUCCGAGGCUGCCAGCAUCGACAAGCAGAUGCACACUAUGGACUAUGACCGUGCUCUCGGUGAGCUUCUCGAGCUUGACGACACCAUUCGUGCCACCAUCGCCAAGCUCCGUGCCUUAGGUGAAUUGGACGAUACUCUCAUCGUCGUCACCGCUGACCACGGCCACGGCUUCGAUGUCACCGGUUCCGUCGACACCAAGUAUCUCGCUGAACAGAAAGGUGACCGCGAGAAGCGUAAUGCUAUCGGCACCUACUUCAACUCUGGUCUCUCCCAGUACACUGUUCAAAAGCAGGGUUCGCUCCAAUACUCUGAGGGCGUCCACUUCCCCGCCCAGUGGGAUCCCCGAUACACCCUCCAUAGCGGCCUCGGCGCCCACCCCGACAAGCGCGAGAACUACCAGGUUCACAAGGAUGGCCCUCGUCUCCCAGCCACUGCCGUCCGUGGCUCCAAUGACUACUAUGUCAACUACAAGGAUGCAGUUAGCGGUUUCAUCGUCAACGGUACCAUUGCUCCUGAUGAGGGUCAGGGCGUUCACUCGCUCACUGACGUCCCUGUUUUCGCAAUGGGACCAUGCCAGGAAGACUUUGGCGGUGUCUACAACUCCGUCGACAUCUUCUUCCGCAUGGCCCAGUGCCUUGGUCUCAGCAAGACCAGAUGGUAA
Microsporum canis CBS 113480 is the source of this 1983-nucleotide messenger RNA. RefSeq names its product alkaline phosphatase 4. Lineage: Eukaryota; Fungi; Ascomycota; Eurotiomycetes; Onygenales; Arthrodermataceae. Gene Ontology annotation, biological process: dephosphorylation. Bases 1 to 1983 code for a protein of 660 amino acids. Gene Ontology annotation, molecular function: alkaline phosphatase activity. The record is from RefSeq and is a predicted model, not a curated record. The transcript has 2 exons.